ACGAUGUUAUCGUUUAUUUAGGCUUGCUUGGACUCUGGAUUUUUUUAUGUAGUCAAUCAUGGUAUCAGCCCAGAAUUUAUGGAUGAGGUCUUUUCUCAAAGCAAAAGGUUCUUUAGUCUACCACUUGAUGAAAAGAUGAAGCUUCUCAGGAAUGAAAAAAACCGUGGUUACACUCCUCUUCUAGAUCAGCAUCUGGAUCCUGCCAACCAGAUACAUGGAGAUUAUAAAGAAGGAUAUUCCAUUGGUGUGGAAGUACCAGAAGAUGAUCCUCAAGCCGAAAAACCACUUCAUGGACCAAACUUGUGGCCUACAGCAGAUAUUUUGCCUGGAUGGAGAGAAACUAUGGAGAGAUACCACCGCGAAGCACUUGAGGUUGCAAGGGCAGUUGCUAGAAUUAUAGCCCUAGCACUUGACCUGGAUGGAAACUUUUUUGAUCAAUCAGAAAUGCUAGGCAAUCCUAUUGCAACUUUGCGGCUGCUACAUUAUGAAGGUAAAAUCUCUGAACCAGAGAGAGGAAUAUAUGGUGCAGGUGCCCACAGUGACUUUGGCUUGCUUACCUUGUUAGCCACAGAUGAUGUCACUGGUCUUCAGAUAUGCAAGGACAAGCAUGUUGAGCCUCAGAUUUGGGAAUACGUGUCACCAGUAAAAGGAGCAUUUAUUGUGAAUCUUGGAGAUUUACUGGAGCGCUGGAGCAAUUGUUCUUUCAGGUCAACACUACAUCGAGUCUUGGUUGGCGGUCAAGAAAGAUAUUCUGUACCCACCCGUCACAUGUGGAGCUUACUUGAUGCAGAGAUAUGAAGAUACGCAUGUUGAUCUGAGCUCCUAGGAUAGUUCGACCCUUGAUUGGCAAGGCAUCAGUUGUUUCAUGUAACGGAUGGUGGAUAAACAUUCUAUCAGUUGGUUUUUUUUUUUUUUUUUUUUUUUUUUUUUUUUUUUUGCGGGUGGCAGGCUCCGUUUUUUUCUCUUUUUUUUGUGGUAAAAGUAGAAGUUUAUUUUAGAAAGUA
Messenger RNA from Coffea eugenioides, 1004 nucleotides. Its product is annotated as 2-oxoglutarate-Fe(II) type oxidoreductase hxnY-like. NCBI's taxonomy places the organism in Eukaryota, Viridiplantae, Streptophyta, Magnoliopsida, Gentianales, Rubiaceae. The coding region runs from base 79 to 798 and encodes 239 amino acids. The record is from RefSeq and is a predicted model, not a curated record. The transcript is spliced from 9 exons.